GCUUAGUUUCGUCAAUCAGCUCGAACAGUUCGCACGCACAUCGGAGUUACGGUCCUGUUUCCGUCCCUCUUAGUUGACUAGGUAAUUCGCGAGAUUCGAGAGAUCAUCUGUAUCGGAAGAGACGUGCUGCUAGGACGUGAAGCAAACGAACCCCCCCGUUUAUCUUUCGGCACAGAUUAACCGCGGAAGGAAACGCGAAAGACUUUAGCCUUCCCAGCUCCGUGAGAAACAGAAAAAAAGGCGCAGAGAAACUGUCAAGAUGAGCACGGACGUGGCGCUCAACAAUGACCUCGCUCUAACGGAGGAAAAGAAGAUCACCACUACGCCGGUGAUGGAGUUCUACCGAGGCAAGAACGUCCUGGUCACCGGUGGAACCGGCUUCAUCGGUCGGCUGCUCAUCGAGAAGCUACUCAGAAUCGACGUCCGUCAGAUUAUACUGCUGUCACGGCCCAAGAAGGGCAAAACCCUGGAGCAGCGAUGCGACGAACUGUUUGGCAGUGUGGUGUUCAUGAACCUGAAGAAAAACUACCCGACCUUCAUGGAUCGGGUCAAGAUACUGGAUGCGGACCUUCAGCAUCCGGGUGUGGGGCUGUCGGAGGAAUCUAUCGACUACAUCGUCAAAAACGCACAGAUUGUGUUCCACGCGGCGUCUGACGUCCGCUUCGAUCAGGCCCUGAAGAAGGCUAUCGAGGUCAACGUACGGGGCACCCGGGAUCUGCUGCGGAUCUGCGAGAAAAUCAUCAAUCUAGAGCUCUUCAUCUACAUCUCGACGGCGUACUCCAACUGUCCGGAAGAAACCAUCAAGGAGGAGUUCUACCCACCUCCGUCGGACCCGGAGAAGAUGAUCCAGCUGGUGGAGGCUAUGGAUGAGCACUUUGAGGAUCACAUCAACAAGACGAUCAACGAGUUCAUUCACCCGUGGCCGAACACCUACGUGUACACCAAAGCCCUCACGGAGGACAUCGUGCGUCAGUUUGGCGAGUUGCUUCCGAUUGCCGUCGUUCGACCAUCCAUUAUCAUCGCCACCAACGAAGAACCCAUCGAAGGUUGGACCGACAACAUCUACGGCCUGAACGGGGUCAUCGCCGGGAUCGCCCUGGGGAUCAUCCGUGUCAUGCUGGUCAACGACGACAACGAUGCGGACAUCAUUCCGGCCGAUAUCGUCGUGAAUGGAGUGCUGGCCGCCGGCUGGCAGACCUACAUUGAACGGAAACACGACCGAGCCAUUGAGGCUAAGAACACCAGUACCGAUAACAAAGCUGUGGUACGACCGAAAACCAAAAUUUAUAACUGUGUGACCGGAAAUGAUAACCCCAUUACGUAUCAGAAAAUCUACGACUAUUCCAUCCAGGUGGGUAAGCACUGUCCCCCGAAGCGAUCCCUGUGGGUAGUUUGUCACAAUACCACCACCAACAAGUACGUGUACGAGUACUACAAAUUCCUGUACCAUCUGGUGCCAGCGUUCCUGAUUGACACAUAUCUGCGAGCGAUCCGGAGGACACCACGUAUCAUGGACCUGUACCGGAAAGUGCACAAAUUCGCCACUGUCAUCUCGUACUUUGCCAACGGUCGGUGGCACUUCGAGAAGGAGAACAUGAAGGCCCUCGUUCAGAAACUCUCCCCCGACGACCAGGCCAUGUUCCCGUGCGACAUCGCCAAGAUCAACUGGCGACUACUUCUGGACGUACAUCCACGGCCUGCGACGACACAUCGCCAACGAACCCAUGGACAACCUGGAGGAGGCCAAAAAGCGACACCGACAGAUGCGGUUCGUCCACUGGUUCAUCCUGGCGGCGUACUACUUCUUCUGGAUAGUGCUAUUGUUCUACGUCUUCAAGUGGAUGAUGUUCUGAGGAUUGAAUGAAGGUCCUCAAUCAAUGAGAUCGAACGAUUCCAACCAAGUACCAGGCAGAGUGUGAUAGAGUGCAGUUGUUGGUGAAUGUGUUAGAAUGCAAGUGGAGAAUUGUGCGAAACUGUGUGCGCGAGAAAUUGUAAGAGGAGUGUGUGUCGCGUCCAGUAUCAUCAUUGACUUAGGGUGAGCUUUGCUCGCAGAAAUCCCUCCACCACCACUACACAGUGGGGAAAAUACACGAAGAAUGCAAAUAAAUUCAAGGUAUGGUUUUCAGCGAUGUAAAACAUGAAAAAAAAUGGAUUUCACUGUUUUUUUUUUGCUUCAACAAAACAUGUAUCCAAACAUUUGAUCGUUACUUCAUCAUUAAAUGAAGAUCUUAUUCAGAGUCUUAUUUAUUGCUAGGAACUUAUCCACAGAAAUUUCCAGUUUUCUAUGGAAAACUCAAAUCCAAUUCAAUUUUUAUACUUAUGUUGCUUAGCAACUAGUAAUUGCAAUAUCGAUAAAGUAAAAUCACACAUGUAAUGCACUUGUUUCAAUUGAACUUUAUGUUUGUCCCAAUCAUAAUUUACGUAUAGUUGCAUCUUCGUAGCUGUCAAAAUAAUUGUAAAUUUACAUUAUUUAUUACUUGAAGCAUCCAGCCAGCUAUUUAUUUAUAGUUUUAAUCCAAAAAUUAUUCAGUUGAAUUGACUGGUAAUAUGGUUGAUCAAAUAAGACAUAAAAUUGAAAAGAUGGAUCGAGAAAUUCUAACGUGUAGUUCAUUAUCGUACCCACUGUGUAUUGCUUUUGCUCAAAAACCACCCCACAGAGGGAUUUCCCUGAAUGAAACCCCCUUGCAGACGGCGGCGACCAAAACGACCAGUGGAGUCCCUCUGGCGGGGAACCAUUUGUACAUUUUAUGAAUCUUGAUAACAAUCAUUACGUUCUUCUGUUUUGACUAGCUUUAAGUCACCAAGGUGUAUCUAGUAUGUAUCUUCUAAUAUGUAUAAUAUGUAGGUAGCUCUGUAGUACGUAUCAAGUCUAGGAAGUCUUCCAGUAAAACCGGACGCGCAUCCUACAGACGGGUGUUGAUAGUCGAACGAAUAAAUGUUAAAUUAUUGACUUUAUGCUUUUAGAAAAAUAUGUGGCUCCCUCU
Aedes albopictus (Asian tiger mosquito) is the source of this 2984-nucleotide messenger RNA. Its product is annotated as fatty acyl-CoA reductase wat-like. Gene Ontology annotation, biological process: long-chain fatty-acyl-CoA metabolic process. Gene Ontology annotation, molecular function: alcohol-forming very long-chain fatty acyl-CoA reductase (NADP+) activity. The record is from RefSeq and is a predicted model, not a curated record. Lineage: Eukaryota; Metazoa; Arthropoda; Insecta; Diptera; Culicidae. Gene Ontology annotation, cellular component: peroxisome.